AAUAACACGGAAGUAGUAAUAAGUUGUUGCAGAGCAACUAAUAUUAGUUAUUUUAUUGAAAAUUAGGGGCUUAAAUGUUUACCAUGUCGGUAGUCUAUCAAUGACAAAGACAGCUGGCUUUGUAGUUUGAAGUUUAGCGAUGUGUUUAUGUGAUGUAUCGUCGCUUCGACGCCUCUUUAUUUAGGAAACCUAAGAAGCGUCAUGUCUCAUGUUAGCUAGCAGUUUACUAGCAUAACUUUCUCCUUCCUUAAAGUAUCCGUAGACCAUCACAAUGAAAUUACGUUCGUCUGUUUUUGCCUGCUUUAUUUUAAUAUUAGAAGUGAUUGGCAUUGCUGUCUUCCUGCGGGGUUUUUUCCCUGUUCCUGUCAAGUCUUCUUUCUCAUCCAAAAACAAGCUGUCAGAUUUGCCGCUGGAGCCGCUGGCUGGGCAUCCUCCUAACUCAUCUCGCCUGCCUCAGCCCCUUUUCAAAAGGGUGGUUAUUAUGUUGGUGGACGCGCUCCGUGAGGAUUUUGUAUUUGGGUCCAGCGGCAGUGUUUUUAUGCCCUACACCAGGCAUGUGGUGGAAAGGGGCUCAUCGCACAGCUUAGUGGCCAAAGCGAGACCUCCCACAGUCACCAUGCCCAGGAUCAAGGCUCUCACCACUGGCAGUAUCCCAGGCUUCAUUGAUGUGGUAAUGAACCUCAAUUCUCCUGCGCUGCUGGAAGACAACCUCAUUUGGCAGGCCAAGACGGCAGGAAAGAGGAUCGUCUUCUACGGGGAUGACACCUGGGUGCGCCUCUUCCCAAAACACUUCAUGGAGUAUGACGGCACGACCUCGUUUUUUGUUUCUGACUACACCGAGGUUGACAACAAUGUCACCCGUCACCUGGACAGCACCCUGAAGAGAGACGACUGGGACAUAUUGAUCCUCCACUACCUGGGCCUGGACCAUAUCGGUCAUAUCAGCGGACCUCACAGUUCACUCAUCCAGCCCAAGCUGCUGGAGAUGGACGACAUCCUGAAGAAGAUCCACAGCGCUCUUAUUACAAAGGAAGCUGAAGGAUCCUUGCCCUACCUGCUGGUGCUGUGUGGAGAUCACGGCAUGUCGGAGACCGGCAGCCAUGGAGGCUCCUCGGAGCCAGAAGUCAACACUCCUCUGGUGCUCAUAAGUCCAGCAUUCAAAAGGAAAGCUGGAAUGGAGAAGCCUGGAGUGGUGGAGCAGGUCGACCUGGCUCCGACUCUGGCCCUGGGACUCGGUCUGCCCAUAUCUCAGAACAGCGUGGGUCGGGUCAUCCCGGGCGUCUUGGAGGAAACCCCGCUCCGAGACCAGCUGCGCUUCCUGCAUCUCAAUGGUUACCAGCUCAGCUGCCUGCUCAAAGACAGCAUGCCUGAUUACGAGAAAGUGGAAGGUUUUGAGCAGUUUCGAGUGGCAGAAAAGGCUCAUGGGAACUGGAUGAAGCGCUACCUGGAAGGAAACACCUCUGAAGUGCUGACCAACAUGGGCAAAAAGGUCCUGAAGCAAUAUUUGGAGGCUCUGGCUGCUAUGAGCUCCACUCUUAGCAAGCAGCUGGGCAGAUAUGACAUGUACUCGAUGAUCGCAGGCAUGGUGUUUGUGUUUCAGCUCCUGUUAGUGUUACUGCUGGCGAUGCCCGAAGCGCUGAGCGCUGCAGCAGCCGUGGACCUCCCCAUCCUCUCCUCCCUGCUCUCCCUGCCUUUCUACCUCUUGUGCCUGCUUCUGGCCUCAGUGCACGUCUUGGUGUGCACAUCUGCAGAGAGCUCCUGUUACUUCUGCAGCCUCUCCUGGGGUCUCGUGUUUGCUGCUGUUGCCUUCUCCUCGGCCAUGUUUUGUAUUCUGAUCUCCAUAGCAACACGUAGACUCCCCCUCGGACCAAAGAUCCACUGGAAGUCUCCACUAAGGAGCCCCGGGGAUGAGUGGUCGCUGUCGGAGUUGGACGUUUUGCUGCUGGCGGGCACCGCUGGUCACACACUGAGCUUGGCAGCCAGCAGCUUCGUAGAGGAGGAGCAUCAGACGUGGUACUUCCUGCUCAACACGCUCUGCCUCACCGUCUUCCAGGAUGUCUGCCGCAAGUAUUUCAGAGAGCGGAAUGGCUCUGGAGACGAAGAGGAGCAUCUCCUCCCUUCAAAAGACAGCCAUGCCUUUCCAAACCCCAAGUCAGAUAUUUACUCAGAGAAAUGGCUUGCUUUAGCCACACCCCCUUUUACCCUGGUCUGCUGCAGGCUGCUGCGUUCACUCAACCAAACAGGAGUUCAGUGGGCUCAUCUUCCUGAUGUCGGGCAUUGGCUAAACAGCUCUGAACACAAGAUGAUACUCUCCCUGCUGUCUGCUUUCUGCUUGGUUCUUAUCUACCUCCUGGUUCAGAGACGAUGCUCGUGGGUCUCUAAGGUGGCUCUGGCACUUGGACUUUUGGGCGUCUACAGCUACCGGGCAGCUGUCGGCAAUGUCUUGUUUCCCUGGCAACACUCUGGUCGCACUACAUCCAGGGGAACAGUGGAGGCACGCUUUGUUUACGUCUUUGUUUUGGGAAUCCUCUUCUCGGGCACCAAGGACCUCCUGCGGUCCCAGAUCAUCACAGCAGAUGCCAAACUAAAGAGCAGGGGAUUAUGGGAGAUUUACAGCGGCUUGGUUUUGCUGGUUUCCCUCUUGUUUCGGGCUCACAACCUGCCGGUCCUCUGCGGCUGCCUCCUGAUCCAGACACUCAUGGCUCAAUUUAUCUGGAAGAAGCUCCACUACGAUGCAGCCCAGACCACCAUCAUGCACUACUGGUUUGGUCAAGCCUUCUUUUACUUCCAGGGCAACUCCAACAACAUCGCCACCAUCGACAUUUCUGUUGGCUUUGUUGGACUGGAAAGCUACGUGGAGGCACCUGCUAUCUUCUUAACAGCCCUCAGCACUUACGCAGGUCCCCUGCUGUGGGCGUGUCACCUUGUCUGCUACCUGAGCUCAGAGAGAGACAGGAGCCCGGUUUCUUUGAGCCACGGUUGCUACUGUUUGGCCCUGCUGAGGUCCGUGCCAGCUGCAGCCUACAUUGUUCUGGUAACUGUCCUUCGCUAUCAUCUCUUUAUAUGGAGCGUCUUUUCACCCAAAUUACUCUACGAGUCCAUGCACCUCCUGCUGACUGCAGGAGUCUGCCUCUUCUUCAUCACAAUGGAGCAAAACCACAGCUCAAGUAAACCUUAGGAAACCAAACACUGAUUGUCUUCCACAGUCUCUUAUACUAAGACUUUGUCAUUUACACUCAUCUGUUCACAUUGUGCAGACAGAUGUUUUAGGUAGAGUCUGUAUAUUUGGAAAAACAAUGGACUGUAAUGGAUUUUGAAUUGUCUAUUUAAAUAAUAUGUUCUUUCUAAAGAAGAAAAUGUAAAAGAAUGAAAUAAAGUGAAGUGUUUAAAACA
Melanotaenia boesemani (Boeseman's rainbowfish) is the source of this 3393-nucleotide messenger RNA. RefSeq names its product phosphatidylinositol glycan anchor biosynthesis class G (gene pigg). Gene Ontology annotation, cellular component: endoplasmic reticulum membrane. Bases 272 to 3178 code for a protein of 968 amino acids. The record is from RefSeq and is a predicted model, not a curated record. The transcript is spliced from 13 exons. Gene Ontology annotation, biological process: GPI anchor biosynthetic process. NCBI's taxonomy places the organism in Eukaryota, Metazoa, Chordata, Actinopteri, Atheriniformes, Melanotaeniidae.